GACGGCUGCCCCGAGCUGGGUGUCUGCCAGCAGAGAAAGAAUGCUCUUUCCUGAUGCAAACUUUGUUAUAGAUCAUUUAUGUUAUACCCAAAGUCAGUGAAAUAAACAUGAGUGAAGCCCCCAGAUUCUUUGUCGGGCCUGAAGAUACAGAAAUAAAUCCUGGAAGUUACCGACAUUUCUUCCACCAUGCAGAUGAGGAGGAGGAGGAGGAAGAUGAAUCCCCACCAGAAAGGCAGAUUGUGGUUGGAAUAUGUUCUAUGGCAAAGAAAUCCAAAUCCAAACCCAUGAAGGAAAUUCUCGAACGGAUCUCCUUAUUCAAAUAUAUCACAGUAGUGGUAUUUGAAGAGGAAGUCAUUUUGAAUGAACCAGUGGAAAACUGGCCUUUAUGUGACUGUCUUAUUUCUUUCCAUUCUAAAGGAUUUCCACUGGACAAAGCCGUUGCCUAUGCGAAACUCAGGAAUCCAUUUGUAAUCAAUGACUUGAACAUGCAGUAUCUCAUACAAGACAGGAGGGAAGUGUAUAGCAUCCUUCAGGCUGAAGGAAUCUUACUUCCUCGUUACGCAAUCUUGAACCGGGACCCAAAUAACCCCAAAGAAUGCAAUCUGAUUGAAGGAGAGGAUCAUGUGGAAGUAAACGGGGAGGUUUUCCAAAAGCCAUUUGUAGAAAAACCAGUCAGUGCAGAAGACCACAAUGUGUACAUCUAUUACCCCACAUCCGCCGGGGGUGGAAGCCAAAGACUCUUCAGGAAGAUUGGCAGUAGAAGUAGUGUCUAUUCCCCAGAAAGCAAUGUACGAAAAACAGGCUCCUACAUCUAUGAAGAGUUUAUGCCCACCGAUGGCACGGAUGUUAAGGUUUAUACAGUGGGUCCAGAUUAUGCGCAUGCUGAAGCUCGAAAGUCUCCGGCCCUUGAUGGCAAGGUGGAGAGAGACAGUGAAGGAAAAGAAGUAAGAUACCCUGUCAUUCUCAAUGCACGGGAGAAAUUAAUUGCUUGGAAAGUCUGUCUAGCUUUUAAGCAAACUGUUUGUGGCUUUGAUUUAUUACGGGCCAACGGGCAGUCCUAUGUCUGUGAUGUCAAUGGCUUCAGUUUUGUGAAAAAUUCCAUGAAGUAUUAUGAUGAUUGCGCAAAAAUACUUGGAAAUAUUGUGAUGCGAGAGCUUGCACCGCAGUUUCAUAUUCCCUGGUCAAUACCUUUAGAAGCUGAGGAUAUCCCGAUUGUGCCAACUACAUCUGGAACUAUGAUGGAACUUAGAUGUGUCAUAGCUGUGAUACGUCAUGGGGAUCGAACACCAAAGCAGAAAAUGAAAAUGGAAGUGAGGCAUCAGAAAUUUUUUGACCUCUUUGAAAAAUGUGAUGGAUAUAAGUCAGGGAAAUUGAAACUCAAAAAGCCAAAACAGUUACAGGAGGUGCUAGAUAUUGCACGGCAACUUCUUAUGGAGCUGGGCCAAAAUAAUGAUUCCGAGAUUGAAGAAAACAAGUCAAAACUUGAGCAGCUGAAGACGGUACUAGAAAUGUAUGGCCAUUUUUCUGGGAUAAAUCGUAAGGUUCAGUUGACCUACCUUCCUCAUGGUUGUCCGAAAACAUCUAGUGAGGAGGAAGACAGCCGAAGAGAAGAGCCAUCCUUGCUUCUGGUCCUUAAGUGGGGAGGAGAAUUAACUCCCGCAGGCAGAGUCCAGGCUGAGGAACUUGGAAGAGCUUUCAGGUGUAUGUAUCCAGGAGGUCAAGGAGAUUAUGCAGGGUUUCCUGGCUGUGGUUUACUUAGGUUACAUAGCACCUACCGACACGACCUCAAAAUCUACGCCUCUGACGAAGGCCGGGUGCAGAUGACUGCGGCUGCUUUUGCAAAGGGGCUGUUAGCUCUAGAAGGAGAGCUGACCCCCAUUCUUGUUCAGAUGGUAAAAAGUGCAAACAUGAACGGUCUGCUGGAUAGCGACAGUGACUCUCUGAGCAGCUGCCAGCAGCGCGUGAAGGCAAGGCUGCACGAGAUCCUACAGAAGGACAGAGACUUCACUGCCGAAGACUACGAGAAGCUUACUCCAUCUGGAAGUCUCUCUCUUACCAAAUCCAUGCAUUUGAUUAAGAAUCCUGUGAAGACCUGUGACAAGGUUUAUUCUUUGAUUCAGAGUUUGACUUCUCAAAUUAGACAUCGAAUGGAAGAUCCCAAAUCAUCAGAUAUUCAGCUUUAUCAUAGUGAAACACUGGAGCUUAUGCUGCGUAGAUGGUCCAAGUUGGAGAAAGACUUUAAAACAAAGAAUGGAAGAUACGAUAUUAGUAAAAUCCCUGACAUAUAUGACUGUAUAAAAUAUGAUGUCCAGCAUAAUGGCUCCUUGAAGUUAGAAAAUACAAUGGAAUUAUAUCGCCUUUCCAAGGCCCUAGCAGAUAUUGUCAUCCCUCAGGAAUAUGGUAUAACUAAAGCUGAGAAACUGGAAAUUGCCAAAGGCUACUGUACUCCUCUAGUUAGAAAAAUUCGCUCAGACCUUCAGAGGACCCAAGAUGAUGACACUGUAAAUAAACUCCAUCCUGUGUAUUCCAGGGGUGUUCUGUCUCCUGAACGUCAUGUUCGUACCAGAUUGUAUUUUACCAGUGAAAGUCACGUACAUUCUUUAUUGUCUAUUCUUCGCUAUGGUGCCUUGUGCAAUGAAUCAGAUGAACAGUGGAAACGAGCUAUGGAUUAUUUAAACGUUGUCAAUGAGCUCAACUACAUGACACAGAUUGUUAUCAUGCUUUAUGAGGAUCCUAACAAGGACCUCUCCUCAGAGGAACGCUUUCAUGUUGAAUUACACUUUAGUCCAGGAGCCAAAGGCUGUGAAGAAGACAAAAAUUUACCAUCUGGUUACGGAUAUAGACCAGCUUCCAGAGAGAGUGAAGGCAGGAGAACUUUUAAAACUGAUAGUGAUGAUGAACCACACUCCUCUAAAAAAGAUGAGGUUGAUCGAGCUGUUCUAAUGUUUAAGCCAAUGGUGUCAGAGCCGAUUCAUAUACACAGGAAAUCUCCACUUCCAAGGUCUAGGAAGAUGGUUACAAGCGAAGAAGAGAGCCCCCUGAGUGUGUCUAGCCCAGAGGGUACUGGUACCUGGCUGCAUUAUACCAGUGGUGUGGGUACUGGGCGUCGAAGACGCAGAUCAGGGGAACAAAUCACUUCUUCCCCUGUGUCCCCCAAAUCAUUGGCUUUCACAUCCAGUAUUUUUGGCUCAUGGCAACAGGUCGUAUCUGAAAAUGCCAACUACCUGCGAACACCAAGAACUCUUGUGGAACAGAAGCCGAAUCCUACUGUAGGGUCUCACUGUGCGGGCCUGUUUAGCACCACGGUGCUCGGGGGUUCUUCAAGCGCACCUAACCUACAGGAUUAUGCUCGUACUCAUCGUAAAAAGCUGACCUCUUCUGGCUGCAUAGAUGACGCCACACGCGGUUCUGCUGUUAAAAGGUUUUCUAUCUCAUUUGCUCGACACCCAACCAAUGGCUUUGAAUUGUACUCCAUGGUCCCGUCUAUUUGUCCUCUAGAGACUCUUCACAAUGCGCUGUCUCUGAAGCAGGUGGAUGAAUUUCUUGCUUCCAUCGCUUCUCCAUCGAGUGAUGUGCCACGGAAGACACCUGAAAUGUCCUCCACAGCUUCACGUUCCAGUCCAACAAUGAGAAGAAAAGUAUCUCUAAAUACAUAUACUCCUGCAAAGAUUCUCCCAACACCACCAGCUCCCUUAAAGACCACUAAAGCGAGCAGCAAACCAGGUUAGGGGCACCAGUGGGCCUUCUACUGCAAUUGUUCCCAGUACCUCAGCUCGGAAAAAGAGUAUAACUAACAAACCGGAAAUGCCUGAGCACAGAAAAAGCACUGGGAAAAAGAAAUGAAAAUAAAAUAGAACUUCAUAUGCUUAUAAAAGUCACAUAAUGAAUAGAAAAAAAAAAAACCCUUGACCUAAAACUGUCAAAGCAAGCAGUUUGUUUUUCCUCAUACAUACCUGUAUUCAUAGAAGAAUGUCUUUUCACGUCUAGGGGAUUACUUACGUUCACGUAGGAUAUUUUGUCUUACUCUGAGAACAUUUGCAUCAAUGUUCCCAGCGUUCUGCGAGCAGCAGAGC
Ochotona princeps (American pika) is the source of this 4073-nucleotide messenger RNA. RefSeq names its product diphosphoinositol pentakisphosphate kinase 2 (gene PPIP5K2). Gene Ontology annotation, molecular function: 5-diphosphoinositol pentakisphosphate 1-kinase activity; diphosphoinositol pentakisphosphate kinase activity; inositol hexakisphosphate kinase activity. The record is from RefSeq and is a predicted model, not a curated record. The transcript has 30 exons. Gene Ontology annotation, biological process: inositol phosphate biosynthetic process; inositol metabolic process. Gene Ontology annotation, cellular component: cytosol. Lineage: Eukaryota; Metazoa; Chordata; Mammalia; Lagomorpha; Ochotonidae. Bases 108 to 3728 code for a protein of 1206 amino acids.